AUGAAUAAUUCAGUAACGAACAACAAAAGCACUCAUGCAAAGAGAAGAGCAGAUUCAAAUCCUAGCACCAAACGCCAGCAACAGAGACCUCGAUUAGACAUGAAUCAAGCACCUCGUAUACCAGUGAGAUCCACCUUGGCCAGCCGUUCAAACCAUAAUUCACCCACUACAUCUACCACUCAGCGAUUAUCCAACAUAUCUGCAUCGUCCAUUGCAUCUAGUUCGAGACUCUCCAAUGCUUCUGUCAACUCUAAUUCAAGCAGGAUCUCAGCAGCCUCUUCGCCUUCCACUAAAUCCAUGUCUGCAACAACAAAGGCAAGGAAACCAACGAUUGACAAGACAAAGAAACCGAUCCCCACUUGGGAUACAAAGGGCAGGUUGAAUCAGUUGCAAGCACAGCUUACAGAGACCAGCGAAGAAGUCAAUGAGAUUGAGAAACUACAGCAGGAUCUGGAAUCAAGCUUACAGAGCAAAGAUAGCAUGUUGAGAGAAGCCAUGCAAAAGGUCACUGAUUUAGAGCGUACCAUCCAGGAAACUGAAGACCGUCAUCAAGAUGAACUCGACAAAAUUCGAGAGAAAUUUGUAUCUAAAAACCGAGAGCUUAUCUAUUCCAACGAGAGACGUAAAAAGCAGUUUGCUGGAUUUGAGUCAGAACUGAGCAAUGCGGAAUUCGAGUAUAGACAGGCAGAGAGAGCCAUUGAAGAUGAGGAGCGAGAAAAUACAACACUCAAGACGCAGAAGCGACAAGUGGAGGGAUCGUUAGCUGAAUUGGAUGCUGCCACAAGAAACAAGCGACUAAAAAAGAAGAGCUUGAUGUCUGCAUUGACAGCAGCAGAGGAAAAAUCAGAGACACUUUCCAACCAAAUCGAAUCCAAGAGUCGAUACAUUCAUGAAUUGCAGAAAUCGUUACUAGAGAAUGAGAAAUUGCGUAGAAAGGAUCAUGACAAGUUGCAGGAACUCAAGGGCAAUAUUCGAGUAUUUUGUCGAGUGCGACCUGCUGUGAACUCCAAAACAGAACCCAACCUCAUCAAUGCGCGCUUCUUUGGCGACGAUAAUGAAAGCAUGGAACUCACAGAACAGACAUCCUCCACGCUAGGCAAGACCAUCACCAAAACACACACAUUUACAUUUGACCGCGUUUUUUCACCUGAAGCCAGCCAAAAGGAUUGUUUUGAAGAGAUAUCCCAGUUGGUACAAUCUGCGCUGGAUGGCUUCAAUGUAUGCAUCUUUGCGUAUGGACAAACAGGCAGUGGCAAAACGUUUACUAUGCAAGGCCCUACUUUUGCGACCGAGGAGACAUCGGGUAUGAUUCCACGUGCCGUACAACAAAUUUAUGAAGUCGUUCAGCAGUUGAAACAGUUUGGAUGGGAGUACAAGAUGGAAGGACAAUUCCUUGAAAUUUACAACGAGACCAUCAACGACUUAUUAGGGAAUUCAUCAAACUAUGGCAAAAUAAAGCAUGAGAUACAUCAUGAAAAGAAUGGCAAAACAAGUGUGACAGAAAUGACGUCUGUUGUGCUGGACUCGCCUUCCAAGGUCAAACUCAUGCUGAGAAAAGCAAAUCAGAAUCGAGCGACUGGAGCGACCAACAUGAAUGAAAGAUCGUCCAGAAGUCAUAGUGUGUUUACCCUGCAACUCACUGGCCACAAUGCGGCCACUGGGGAGACGACAGCAGGUAUCCUCAACUUGAUUGAUUUAGCGGGGUCAGAGAGAUUGUCCAUGUCAGGCUCUACGGGUGAUCGUUUGCGUGAAACACAAGCCAUCAACAAGAGCCUGAGUUGUCUGGGUGAUGUGAUUCAUGCGCUUAUCAACAACAAAGAAGGUGGCCAUAUUCCGUAUAGAAACUCUAAAUUGACGUGGCUGCUUCGACACUCGCUGGGUGGGAACUGCAAGACAUUGAUGUUUGUCAAUGUGUCUCCAUUGAUGGAACAUUUUGGAGAGAGUCUGUGUUCAUUGAGAUUUGCCACCAAGGUCAAUUCAUGUCAAGUAGGCACUGCAAAGAAAGUGGUUAAAUAA
Molecule: messenger RNA, 2016 nt
Organism: Mucor velutinosus
Lineage: Eukaryota; Fungi; Mucoromycota; Mucoromycetes; Mucorales; Mucoraceae
Exons: 7
Coding region: 1-2016 (671 amino acids)
Biological process (GO): microtubule-based movement
Cellular component (GO): microtubule cytoskeleton
Molecular function (GO): microtubule motor activity; microtubule binding; ATP binding
Source: RefSeq, a predicted model, not a curated record